This is a messenger RNA of Stylonychia lemnae, 5550 nucleotides long. The record is from the annotation of a GenBank genome assembly. NCBI's taxonomy places the organism in Eukaryota, Ciliophora, Spirotrichea, Sporadotrichida, Oxytrichidae.
AUGUCAUUAAAAAGGUCUCAUGAGAAAAAGUAUUAAUUUUACGACAGUAGAAAGCCAUUUAAUCACUCUGAUUUUUUUGGGAAGGUCCAAGCUAAGAAUUAAGAGACCAUUGAUCAACUUUAAGAUGAACUUUAUAAACUUUCAAAGAAUUAUAUAUGCACCUAACUUGAUUCAAAAUUCUUUGUUCCUCAAUACUUGGACCAUAAUAAAUUGCUCUGGGCUAAUAUGUUUCUGGGUCAAAAGUAAAUUUAGGGAAUAUUUUUGGAUUUCCAUUUGAAGUUGCAAGAAGCGCUAAAGUUAGAGAUGAAUAUGAACAAAUAACAACUACAAAAUUACUUAAGUCUUCCUAAUCAAGACUAGUUAGACUAAUUAGAUAAAAAGCCAUUUCAGGUAAAAACCUACUACAUUGACAAUAUCCCAAAAAUCAUAAAGAGGAAAGAAAAAGAAUUUCUUGAUAAUCUCAAGAAAAAAAUCAUGGAGGAUGAGAAAUCUUACAAAUAGUAUGAUCUUGUGGUUAAGGAAUACGGCUCUUUCACAUCUAAAAUGGAUGCAUUAAAAAAUCUUAAUGGGGAAUUUCAGAAGUAGGACUUUUUAAAAAAGAAUCUAGAAGAGACAUACUCUAAGAUAAAUCAGAUCAAGGCACUAAAUAACAAAAUCGAGGAAACUAAUCUUGAAUUGGGGAACAAUCUUGAUACUUUUCUGGCAGAUAGUGAGAGGGAAGUAUUGAAGACUAGAAGACCAGGAGAUAAGCUACAUAACAUGCUUGAAUAAUGGGAGAGAGAAGUUAAAGAUUAGUGCUGGUCCAGAGAUGAGCUUGAAUUUUAUUCUGGCGAGCUAUGGCUUACAGCUGAGUAGUAUGAAAAGGAAUUGCAAGAGGAUAUCAAAGGAUUUGAUUUGGAAAAGUCAAUGAUACACAGAUUUUAUAGAAAUAAGUGUGAGUAACUUAAGCAAAAAUUCAUGUUCCAGGAUGAGAUUCAGUUGUAUAUAGAUUAGUAAGAAGGAUUAAAACUAAGAUCGAUGCAUGAGGCAUAGGAAAAAUUCAAUGAAAAUCUUAAGGUUAUGAAAGCAAUGAAAUAAAACUUAGAUAACGCAAAGAAAGAAUAGCUGAAAGAAUACAACUUAAGAAUAAACUUGGAAGUAAUCAAAGACGACUACUUUGAUAAGAUACAGUACUUAAACUCAAAUCUAUUAUUCAUAAUUGACAACUUCAUUAUGGUUCUAGAUACUCUCAAAUUAGCUGAUAGUGGUAUAAUACUUGAUAUGAAAUAGCAAAGAUAAAUCAAGGAAUUCGAUUUUUGUGUUUCAGAAAAAAGCCUUGAAAACAUAGUAGACAAUAUUAAAACUAUUAGUCUAUCCUCGAAGCUUGAGACUAUUUUAAAUUAUUAGAAAAAUACCGAGGUUAGAAAUUAGAAAGUUGUCAACUUCAUUUAAGAUAUUAAGAGUGCUAGUCACAAUUCUGUUUAGAUACCAGUCAAUGACAAUUUUAAAAAAGGUUUAAAGGAAAUUCUGCAUUGCUAUGAAGAACUUAUAACAAAGAAGAUGAGUCUUAAUUCAGAGAAGUAAAAUGAUAAAUUAAGUACAGGUAAAUAAGGGUCAGCACAAAACCUUGGAAAUAGUAAGUUAGGCAAAAAGAUUUUAGGAAAAGGGAUGGGUAAAUAGAUUUAAUCACCUAAAAGUCCAUCACAACUUAGAAAUAAGAGAGCUAAAUUUUUCAUGAGUGAGAUAGACAAAAUACCGAAGAAGGACUAGUUGAAAGACUAUUCUGCAGAAAUUCAAGAGAUUGCUGUCUUCUUAAUAAAUCAUAAGGAUAUUAAGUUUGAAUUGAUAGGAAUAGAUUUGAAUUCAUUGAGAAAUCUUGAUUAGCUACUAGCAGCAAUAUAAGGAUUUAUAAAAUCAAUCCAGUAUGAUGAAUCAAUGGCAGUCAAAGCUACUGAUGUAAUUCAUAUUGAUGAACAUAUGUUUAAUCCUUAGAUCUUUCCCCUUAAGAUGUUACUAUUUUAGAAUGAGAAAGAAUAGAUUUAAAAAAUUUAGACAACAAAUGACCUUCAUUAUUCUUUCAUUAAGUCAGAACUAGAGCACAAUUUAACAUCACUAUAACAAUCAUAUCCCUCUGCUGUAUAGCUGGUGUCAUCUAACCUUGAGAAGCAGCAUGAUACUCAUAACUUCUUAAAACAUUUUUUGCAGCGAGUUGAGAGGCAAUCGACGAACAAAUCAGAUAAAGGUAAAUAGCCUCUUGGCACACCGUCAUCUUAGUCUCCUCCUAAGAGGUAAACUACAAAAAUAUUGGACGAUCCUAAAGCGCAAAGCUAGCCAAACAGACAAAUAUAAUAAGCUAGAAAAUCAACAGGAAUUAAUCUUAAAUCUGGUGAGGAGCUAACUAAGAAGAAUUCAAGUAGUAUGAUUUAGAUAUUCAAUCAGAAGGCAAGUCCGAUGAGAAAGGCAUCACAGGUCCCUAAUUCUCAACCUUUAGAAAAAAUUGAGCGAGUAGGAGGCUAUAAUAAAAUUAAAAACUGUAUCAGAAAGUCCAUCUAUAGAAAUUCACAAGAAGGAAGUAAGUCCUCCAGAUCAAAUCAUACUCUGAGAGAUAACAAUAAAUCAAUUCUCUCUAACACAGAGUAAUCACAAUCUGCAAGCCCUAAGUUAAGGUUGUAGCAAAUGAAGUAGUCUAUAAUAACCACCCAAAGAGAAAGUGAAAUUGGCUAAAACGAAGGUCUGCAUCAGCCAAAAAAUAACAGAUUAAUUCAUGAGAUUUAGAAGCUUAACAGCAUAUAUAGAAAUGAAUAAGGAAAUAAUAAGUACAACAGUCUUAAAUCUAAUGAACAGUAAUCAUAAAAAAGAGAUCAAGUUAAAUAGAAGAAGUAGUAUGAAUUCUUGAAGAGUGAUGUGGGAAUUAACACUAACAUUUAGAUGAGAGAUUUAGAAAUUAUUCUAACAGUUAAGAAAGAAGCUAAGCAUACAAUUUAAGCCUUGGAGAAGCUAUUAGAGGAAUAAUUGCACAUUAAUGAAUAGAUAUAGAAAAAGAAUUAAAAGGUUUAACUUGUCGGAGGAGGUCCUCUGAUCUCAACAGCCUCAGAAACAAAUGACACUGAAGAUGAGGCAUUUAAUAAAUAUGGAGGCAAUUAUCAAGGAAACUUAGGAGGAGGGCACUGGAAGUACUCAAAUCAAUUUCCAGAAAGAAGUUCAAAUAAGUUUCAUCCCAAUGCAAAUCGCAAUUUAAAGCUUAGAAGUAACAGAGUUGCUAACGAGGUAAAAUUGAUCUUAGAUUAAUAUCAAACUAUGGAUGGAAGCGUACCUAGGUCAGCAAGAGGAGGUAAUCAGAUGUGUCAUGAUGAGAUUCCUGUCAAAAGCCAAGAUAUCAAGUUCAUUAAUUAAACUCACCAAGUAUUCGAAAGGAGAAAGCAGUUAUAAAGGAAAAAGCUUUUCUCCUAGGAACUGAUUUAAUAAACUUAGGAAAAAUUAGUUAAGUUUUAGUAAAAUAGUCAUAGAGAUCUCCAGGUCCAUUCUUUGAAGGAAAAUAGCGUACUCGAUGAAAUUGUAUUCCCUAAUGACUCAACAAUGAUCAUGCAGAAGAUUAAUGCAUAGAUUGUUGAAUUCAACCCACAAGGCACUCUUGUAGCUAUUGGCUGUAAAUAUGCUAGUAUCUUGAUAAUGGACUUUAUGACUAAGGAGAUGAUCAGAUGUUUCAGCAUCUACGAAGACUAUGAUUUGGAGGCUAACUAAGAUGUUGAUCAGUUUUCAAACUUCAGAAGACUUAGCUAUGCAUACCUUGAAGAUGAUUUUAUUCUGUAUUAAAAGCCAUAGGAUGAAAAGGAAAGUGAAAGUAUAGUAAAGAGAGAAUUCAAAAAGGUCAUAUAGUUUGAACCGAAGGAUAAGCCUAAAUGUAAAGCACAGAUAUCCUCUCUAGACUGGUCUCUUGAUGGAAGAUAUUUAGUAGCUUGCUUUAGAAUCGAAAAUUAAGUUGCUGUUUGGGACGUGCUUUAAAGCUAGAAACUUUUCCAUAUGCAUUCUUAGGAAUUUGGAUGCCAAAUUAAUCAAGCUAAGUUUCACUCACUUAAUCCUAAUUAUCUCCUCCUAAGCGGUGAAAAAGCCCUAGUCGUCAGAGUUAAGUAAGAAGCUUCUCAAGAGAUAGUAAUUGCUAGUGACAAUUUAGAGGAAAUUCUAGAUUCAUAGGGCAAGCAAGAGGCCUUACUUCAGCAGUAAUAGCAAAAUAAGCGUAAAGGACCUAAAUUUUCAUCAAAUAUUUUCUAGACAUUGAUUAGUUAAGAUAGAAUUUAUUACCUUAUGGUCAAGAAUGAUCAGAAAGUUAUCAUGCUUUUAGAACAGAGAGACCCAAAUGAGAUGGUAGAUUUACAGCCAUCCAUAUUUACUGACUUUUUUAGAGUAAGCCAUCUAAAACCAGGUGAAACUGAAAAGACUUAAAAAGAUCAAGCUAAAAUUAUAAUAGAGCAAGAUGAAAGUUUAGAAUAUGAAGAUGAGAGAGAUAUACUGGAUUAAGACGACACAGAUAAUGUAAAAUAAGCAAUUGAAUCAAUCAACUAGCACAAAUUUAAAAUAAUCUCAAUGGUUAAGUUUCAGUCAGCAAACUCAUUCGUAUAAUCACUGGUGAAUAAUGAUGAUUACUCUAAUCUUCUUAUGACCUUUUCUGACAGAGUUCUCAGACUUUACGAAAUCAAGUACUAAAACAUAGGUGUUAAUCAUAAAAGAGUCAUUUGUAUAAAGAACGAAUUCUAGGAUGUGAUAAACCGCAGAAAAUGGAUGAAUGCUUGCUUCUUGAAAUUGAACUAAAACACCAGAAUAGUAGAGUAGCAGUCUCAAAACAAUAAAACUGAUGCAGUUCAGCUUCUUAAUGAGUCAAGACAACUUCUAUACUCGUCUUCAUUUAAUUAGAAAAAUGAACAGUAAAUCUAGGACAACAAAGAGAGCUUCAUGUACUAGCAGGAGAUAUUUGUGAGCAGUAUAGGUGAAUCAGGCUCUAAUGAACUUAAGUUUUACAAUGUAGAUGACUUUAGUAUAAUAUAAAGACUUGAAUUAACUUAGGAGGGGUGCAGCUAUUUGACAGCCCAUUCAAAGUCACAUUUCUCUAUAUUUCUAGUAACCACUAAUGGUAGUCUUUUCCUGUGGUCUGUCAGACCAGCCAAGAUAAUACAGCCUCUAGCACCAUACUUUACUGAAAUCGAAGAGAACAAGGAGUAUGUGGAAAGAGAAGACGAAUUCGAGAAAGAAAUUUCAGACUCAGACGAGGAGGAGGAAAAAGUUAAUAAAAACUUAGACGAGGAUUAAAUCAGGAAAAGGAAAUUAGCUAAAACUAAUAUAGAUAUUGAUUCUAUAGACAAUGAUCAUUUAAGCAAUUUCACCUAAUAUACAGCGAGGAGAACCAAAAAUAAUAAUAUAGAGAGUUUGUUUGACAAAUAGUUGGAUAAUAUGGACUUUGAUUACUAAAACUUUGUAAUGUUCUUGCCAAUUCAAGUUAACAAUUUUGAUACUUUUGGGCUUUUGGCGAAGCUUAAUGUGGAUACAUUCAGAGAAAAAUUCAAUAAACUUUAAUAAUGA